AGGAUGGCUGAUACUCCCUCUCAGCUAGAAGCGCCAGCACCUCAGCAAGUCAGUAGCGAGUUUAAGAAGCCUGUUUUGCCGGUGCCUCCCUCAGUACGGAGUAAGGCUCAGGCCUCCAGUCCCUCAGUUCCUGAAGAUGUGAAGAAGGAAUGUCCCACGGCUCAGCUGGACUCUGGAUGUGGGGAGCCUGAGGUCCCGCCACCGCAGCGGGACAGCGAGGAGACUGGGGAUCCACCGGUGGAACAGCUCCGCUCCCCGCGGGUAGCUCCUGCUUCUGGCGGUCCAACCCGGGCUCCUCCAUACCAAGAGCCAUCGUGGGGCAGCCCAGCCACAGCCCCCUACAGUCUCGAGACCCUGAAGGGUGGCACCAUUCUUGGCACCCGCUCCUUGAAAGAUACGAGCAGUUGCCUUUUCGGGAGACUUGCUAGCUGUGACAUAUGCCUGGAGCAUCCUUCCGUGUCUCGGUACCAUGCUGUACUACAGCACCGGGGGUCGGAUCCCAGCGGAGACUCUGAGGGUCCAGGGCAGGGCUUUUAUCUCUAUGAUCUGGGAAGUACCCACGGCACUUUCCUCAACAAAACUCGCAUCCCACCCCGCACUUACUGUAGAGUCCAUGUCGGGCACGUUAUUCGCUUUGGAGGCAGCACUCGGCUCUUUAUCCUUCAGGGACCAGAGGAAGACCGAGAGGCAGAAUCUGAAUUAACAGUGACACAGUUGAAGGAACUUCGCAAACAGCAGCAGAUGUUAUUGGAGAAGAAGAUGUUAGGUGAAGACUCAGAUGAAGAAGAGGAUGCAGAUACCACUGAAGGGAAGAGAAAUACAAGUCAAGAUGAUGAGAUGGGCUGCACGUGGGGAAUGGGAGAAGACGCUGUAGAGGACGAGGCCGAAGAGAACCCCAUUGCCUUGGAGUUCCAGCAGGACCGGGAGGCGUUCUAUAGAAAGGAUCCAAAGAAGGCACUUCAAGGCUUCUUUGACCGAGAAGGAGAAGAGUUAGAAUAUGAAUUUGAUGAGCAGGGACACAGCACUUGGCUCUGCAGGGUGAGGUUACCUGUAGAUGAUUCAUCUGGGAAACAGCUGGUGGCUGAGGCCAUUCACUCAGGAAAGAAGAAAGAAGCAAUGAUACAGUGCUCACUGGAAGCUUGUCGGAUCCUUGAUACACUGGGCUUGCUACGGCAGGAAGCAGUGUCUCGGAAAAGGAAAGCCAAGAACUGGGAAGAUGAGGAUUUUUAUGAUAGUGAUGAUGAUACAUUUCUUGAUCGGACUGGCCUGAUAGAGAAGAAGCGCUUGAACCGGAUGAAGAAGGCUGGGAAGAUUGAUGAGAAGCCAGAAACUUUUGAAUCACUGGUUGCAAAGUUAAAUGAUGCCGAAAGAGAACUCGCCGAAAUUUCUGAAAGACUCAAGGCUUCAAGCAAAGUUCUGUCAGAAUCAUCAUCUCAGGAUUCUUUAGAUGCGUUCAUGUCAGAAAUGAAAUCAGGGAGCACAUUAGAUGGGGUCUCCCGGAAGAAACUUCACCUGAGGACUUUUGAAUUACGAAGAGAACAACAGAGACUUAAAGGGUUAAUAAAACUUGUAAAGCCGGCAGAGAUCCCAGAGCUAAAACAGACUGAACUUCAGACUACAAAUGCAGACAACAAAACUAAGAAACUUGCAUUGCCUCUCUUUGGUGCCAUGAAAGGAGGAAGCAAAUUCAAAUUAAGAACUGGAACGGUAGGGAAGUUGCCACCCAAGCGUCCAGAACUCCCUCCAGCUUUAAUGCAAAUGAAGGAUGAACCUGAAGUAGAAGAGGAGGAAGAAGAGGAAGAAGAGGAGGAGAAAGCAAAGGAGGAGCAUGAAGAACGAGUGGAGGGUGGAAGCGUCAGGCUGCCUCAGGAGCCGGAGUUGGAAGCAGCGGUGGAGCACCCGAGUGCUCCCUCAGAGCCCUCGUGCUCUAAGGAGACGAAAAGUCAUGAAAGAAUAUCUCAACUCAGCCACAUGGAACAGAGUAAAGAUUAUCAAGAGAUGGGCAAAAUAAUGUCAUCCUGUGAGGACCCUUCAGCCUGUUUCCUGGGGCUCCCCAUCUGUCCCACAAAGCAUUCAGUGCCUCAGGCCCCUCUCUGACAGAUAGAAGACGCCUCUCCAGCAUUACAUCUCUCAGUCCACUGUGUCCUACCAUGGAGUGACUUAAACCUGUGGUAAUAAGUCAGGUCAUAGGUUGGUUGGUACGUAGAAAGGCUACUUUUCUCUGGCUUUACCUGUUACAGGUAAAGCAGCCUUGUCAUAUUUUAGCUUAUAGCCUAGCUUUGGUAUUUAAAACUGAAACAUAUCAGUGAAAGGUAAUUUCUUAUGAGUGUUUGUGUGAAUGAAAUAAAGGUCUGUUUUAUUUUUAAAAUUACGUGUGUGUGUGUGUGUGUGUGUACGUGAGUGCUGCUGUUCUUGUGGGCCAGAGGUGCCAAAUCCCUUCAGAGCUGCAGUUACAGAUGGUUGUGAGCCAUUUGAUGUGCGUGCUGAGAACUAAACUCAAGUCCAUGUAAGAUUAAUGGGUGCUUUUAACUGCUGAGACAUCUCUCCAGUCCCUAUAUAUUUUUCAAAUUUAUGUGUAUGUGUGAUAUGAUUAUAUGCUACAUGUAUGCAGGUGCCUGCAGAGACCAGGGGUGUCAUCAGAUUCCCUCAGAGCUAGAUUAUAGGUGGUUGUUAGUUGCUUGACAUGUGCUAGGAACCAAACUCUGCUCCUCUGAAGAGCAGCCUCCUCCUCCUCCUCUUGGUCCUCUUCCCCCUCCUCUUCUUCCUCCUCCUCAUCCUCC
Molecule: messenger RNA, 2780 nt
Organism: Grammomys surdaster
Lineage: Eukaryota; Metazoa; Chordata; Mammalia; Rodentia; Muridae
Gene: Slc4a1ap
Product: solute carrier family 4 member 1 adaptor protein
Exons: 12
Coding region: 4-2097 (697 amino acids)
Molecular function (GO): protein binding; mRNA binding
Source: RefSeq, a predicted model, not a curated record